AUUUAUACAUUUGUGGAAAGCAGUUGAAUAUCUACACAAAAAUUACAGAUUUGUCCUAACAUCCAACUUUACAAAUCAAUACAAAAAUCUACCACUUAAAAAUCUAUACGAAUACUAAACAAUUAUUAAAAUCAAAAUGAUAACCUUAACAGUAGAUAACAUGGCCAAUACAAAUCCAUUAGAAACAGUGCAGCUUAUAUCUAUCUUUAGUUACUUCAACGCACUAAGUGAUUUUUUAUUCAUUGAAAAUUGUCUAUCAGAAGUUGAUCAAAACAAACAAAUAUCAGUUGUUAAUGCACUCUAUGAAUAUUUCCAAGUCCAUCAUGAUAAUCAAACAAAGAUACUUGAAUUAAUAAGAUAUUUGUUAAAAGGUAGCGAUUUAUACGGAGAAGAGGAGAAUGAAAAUCCUGACAUAAUUUUUGUGAACACAAUGUUUGAUUACAUUAUUAAGUCCCUUGUUUUUGACAAAUAUGGAAAUAUUUAUGGUUUUCUAGCUGAUGUUGUACAAAAAGCAAAAACGUUAGAAUUAAGUUUAAUAUACAGUGAAAUAAAGGUAAAUCUUGAGAAAGCAAUAUUUCAAAAUGAGUAUGGCGAACCAUCGACUCUUACUUCUUUAGCAGUGAAUAGAAUACUUACAGAUAUAAUAUUGCCUCUAUUUCCUGAACCAAAAACUGACCUUAAUUUAUUGUCUCUUGAUUAUAUUUAUGCACAAGCAGGAUUACAUUUUCUUCAACCUGGUAGAAUAAAUAAUAUAUAUUACACUAAUUUAGAAAAUAUUAACACUACUUUUUUGGAUCAAGAAAACAUAUUUGACGAAUACUUAACAACGGGACUUGUAUUAGAAAAUUCAUUUCAUAAUGAAAACAUAACAUUAUCAAGAUUGCAUGCUUUUGCUUUUCCUGCUCUUUUUCUUCAUGUGUCUAAAAAAUCUAAUGAAGUAGACAAUAUAAUAAAUACAAUUUUUGAUCCACAUUUCUGGAAAGCAACUUAUGAAAAUCUUUUUUCACAUUUACAUGCAACUAUUGAAAAAAUAGAUGAAAAAUUAAGAAAUGACACUAUUCAUCAAAUACAUACAGCGUUUUCAAAAUUUUAUAAUCCCUCAGCAAAAGCUGAAAUGUUUUUAGAGCGUCAUUGUAACUACAUGGACAAAAAAUUAAUGCAAUCAAAAAUUGCUGAAUAUUUAUAUCGUCCAGGAGACUUUCAAUGUAAUUCUGAUUAUAUGUUGCCAAAUCUAACUGAAGCAUUCAUGUACCAAGUGAAUGAAGUUAUUGAAGCCUAUAAAAUUCAUGAUUUGAAAUCAGUGAAACAAUCAUUUGGAAUUACUUUAUUAAGAUCUCUCAAAUAUGAUAAAGUAAUGAUACAAUUACUUGUUCCGGAUGAUAAAGUAAAAUUAGGUGUAUUUAAUAAUGAUGCGCGAAUACCAUUUGAUUUAUUUGUGUUUUAUUAUCCAGAAAACAAUAAUGCAGACUUUUAUGCAUUAAUGCGAGAAAAUUACACGACGACAUUAAUCAAAGAGGCUGAUAAUCCUGAAGAUUUUCAAAACAAAACUGGUAUUAGUGUUCAAUUAUUGCUAAGUCUUAGGUAUCAUCGAUUAAAUUUAAAAACAGUUGACCAAUCUAUAGAUGUAUUUUGGAAUGAAUAUAUGGCUUAUAAAGGACAAAGAUUAGAAUCAUAUCUAAAAUUUUGUAACAGCCAUUUGACAUUAGGUGAUUGGUGGAAGGAAUUUGGUUUACCAUUAGUACCGUUCUAUCCAUGCGUAACAAAAUCAGCAGAGAAAAAGAUUGGUGAUAUUGAUCCUUGCGAGAUUGAUGAUUUGGUAUUUUUUCACCACUUUAAUACAGAUAUAUCUUUAUUAUUGAUUCAACAAAGUACACAAACAUUACUUACUUCACUAGGUACUUCUUUUAAAACGAUAAUUUUGAAAAAUUCAAACCAAGAAAUAAUUAAUGCCAUAAACAAAAGGAAUAUCGAAAAUGUAGUGCCAUCUUACGAAGAAACAUCUGUAAGUGAAGUAUAUAAUAAAUUGGCAUUGCAUAUAGAAGAACCUGGAUUUCAAUUGACUUCUCUAACUGAAAAUUAUCUUGUUUGUUUAGAAGCAAUAACAUAUGUGUUACAAACUAAAAUUAAUCAUAGUUUUACAUCGCUUAAAAGAUUUGUACAAAAUAUAUAUUUUUUAAAUUUUAAAACCUUAAAACUAAUAAAGUUUGUGGAUGAUAAUACAAUCUGUUUUUUCUUCAUACAGUUUCAUAACUAUGCUGGAGGUAGUUACGCUUAUGGUUACAAAUAUUUUCAUUUAUCCUCUGGAAUAUUUUUACAAUUCAGAACUAAUUAUAAUGUAAACAAAAAAGUUGUUCUUUUAUUAAAUGAUAAUAAACCAAAUGUCAAGAAAACAUAUAAUAUUAUUAUGAAUAACAGUAUUGUGUAUGAAAAAGAAAACUGUAUAUUUGAAAUUACAAACCAAAUAAUAACAAGUGAUAAGAAAUUUAUGUUUUCAGGAAUAUCUAUUCACUCUUUGAAUUUUGAAAAAUGUGACAUUAGUAUAUAUAUUCAACGGCCAAUACCUUUAGUUGAGUGUCCAAGACAUGCCCGUCGCAUGCAAAAAAGGUGGAAUCUUGAUGAAGUUGUGGAAUUAGUAUUAAAAAAACAAAUGAAUCUCACAAGAAAUGAGAUUUUGAAAACAUUGGAAAAAUAUACAUUUCCGGAUGAAGGAAGGCUUGAUUUAAGAUUUAUGGAAGAUUGGACAAAUACUUCAGACUUAAAAAUACCUGAAUGGUCAGAACACUAUAUAAUAGAAAACCAUGCUCUUCUCUCGAAAUUAAGAUUCGAUUUACACCUCGAGAAUGCUAAUUUGUCACUCACUGAUGGUAUUCUUAAAAUUGAAUCAAUUUACACAUUUCGGGAAAAACAAAAAAUUGAAGAUGGAACAAAUCUAAAAAGUAUAAUUGAACACUACAAUUCUCAAAAUGCACGAUAUGUUACCACAUUUGAAGAUUAUUAUGCAAUUCGAAAUUUUGCACAAUCUGGAUAUACAAGAAUAACAGGAGAUACGAGGGAGGCAAAUUUUAUGAAAUUGGCUUUAUAUAAAUUAGCAAUAAGACAAUUUGACGAUCCAGAUGAUGAAUUUGAAAAAACAUUAUUUAGAAUUGAAUCGAAACCAAUAAAAAUCAUCAACAAAACAAUAUCUUCUAAACAAAUAUUUAUUAUGCAAAAAUUUACAACAAAUUAUUUAAAGGAAUCGUCUGCUAUUAAUUCUGCUAUGUUUCCAGUGGCUGGAUAUAAAAAUAUCUUGUAUGAGAUGAAAUUUAUUAAAACUUAUUUAAGAGCAAAAAUUGGACAGUUUUAUCAUUCAGAUGAAGAUGUAGCAAUUCUUUUGCCUGGAACUAAGUUUUCUGUUGGAAAAGUAAUUGAAACACGACUCCUUCAUUUAGGUGAUUGUUUAAGGGUAGAACUAAUGUAUGAUCAUGCAAGUAAUGAGAAAUAUCAAGGAUAUAAAAAUAUUAUGAAAGAAAUUACACAAAUUAUGCCUAAGAGUUGA
Messenger RNA from Leptopilina boulardi, 3535 nucleotides. RefSeq lists its product as uncharacterized. The transcript is spliced from 2 exons. Bases 137 to 3535 code for a protein of 1132 amino acids. NCBI's taxonomy places the organism in Eukaryota, Metazoa, Arthropoda, Insecta, Hymenoptera, Figitidae. The record is from RefSeq and is a predicted model, not a curated record.